Molecule: messenger RNA, 930 nt
Organism: Frieseomelitta varia
Lineage: Eukaryota; Metazoa; Arthropoda; Insecta; Hymenoptera; Apidae
Exons: 3
Coding region: 451-765 (104 amino acids)
Biological process (GO): transcription by RNA polymerase II; transcription initiation at RNA polymerase III promoter
Cellular component (GO): nucleus
Source: RefSeq, a predicted model, not a curated record
GGAAACUUAUAAAAUCCACUGAAAUUCCAAAAUAAAAUGAUUUACCUAGUUAUGACAUCGUAUUUUACGAUUUAUUCAGCGCCAGAAGCCGAUCACAACUUUUUAAUAUACCGCACUAACGACUUUUAACAAAUCUUGCGCGCGAUCGUGUCUUUCAACGAUUUCUAACUGAAUUUCAAAUUCAGGCUGGCUAACUUUUUAUGGUUAUUCUAUUCGCGACUAUUCUAUGCCGCAUUUAACCGCCACUUUGAAAAGUUUACUAACUCGUCAAGUUGGUAACAUUGUAACGCAUGUGAUAAUAUAACCUCCAAACAUUACGUUACAAACUGCAAUAUAGAACGAAUUUUUUUAAAAGGAGUGAACUUAAUAUUUUAAUAUAUUUCUUUAUCAUAAAUUUUCUAUUUCGUUAUUAUUUUCGUCAAAAAAAAUGACUUAAUAAUACUAACAAAAAUGGCGACUAUUGACGAUCUUGGCAAUGCAAAAAUAAGUACGAAUGAUUUGCUUGCUUUUCAAAGAGAAUUGAAACAAGAAAAGGAACUUCUUCAAAAAAUAUUGGUAAAAAUUGACAAGCAAUUAAAUAGCUUGCAGGUGGAACAACUUCAUUUAUUGGGGUUAAUGAAUAAAUCAUUAAAAGGUACAAAAGUAAAGUCUCUGUAUGAAUCAACAAAUGAUAAUCCACAAGCCUCAACAAAUAAAUCAUUAGAUUUGUCUGUACCUUCGACUUCCAAGUAUUACGAGGAAGAAAUGGAAGAUGAAGAUGAUUAAGAUAAAUAAAUUUUAUAAUUUAAGAGAAUUGUAAACUAUACAUUUUAUGUACACUAUUGAAGUGAUUUAGUUGUUUUUAUAACUUAUUCUGUUUACAAAUAAAGUAAUUGAAUGUGUCAAUUUAUUUUAUAAAUAUGUUUCUUAUUAAUAAAUUGUUAAUAUGUU